Fusarium verticillioides 7600 is the source of this 726-nucleotide messenger RNA. RefSeq lists its product as hypothetical. NCBI's taxonomy places the organism in Eukaryota, Fungi, Ascomycota, Sordariomycetes, Hypocreales, Nectriaceae. The transcript has a single exon. The record is from RefSeq and is a predicted model, not a curated record. The coding region runs from base 133 to 447 and encodes 104 amino acids.
GCAAAGAUCCAUUGCAGACUAUGAAUAACCCAAAAUCUUAUCAAUCACUCUAAUCGAUAUCGCACCAUUAAAGCAACGCCCUCUAUCAUUGAGUUCAACAAAUAGCCCUGCAUUUCGCACGAACCUACAACGAUGUGUUUGCCAUUCUCUACCAGGCUCCAAGAUCCUGUUGAUCCACCUCCACGCCACUACAAGAACUUUGACAGCAAGUUCCCGGUUUCCGGCACCAGUGCGUAUUCUCGGCAAAGAGACCAAGCACGCACGAACAAAAUCAACGAAAUGAACGCGGCCAGCAAAGAAUCCCGUGCCAGAAACAAGAACCAGAAGAAGUCCUUCCUGUUGCGUAACAAUGGUGGUGGAGCGAGUUCACUUCAUCAUGGGAGCAUUGCUGGAGCGGUUGCUGGCGGUGCUAUGGGAGGAGGAGGUGCUGGUGCUGGUGGAUUCUGAUGGCUUUUGCAUAAUGAUCAACACAUGUUCCUUGCCUCAUGGUUGCUUCGAUGGCUGACCUAUAAGUCGUUGUGGUAUUGAGUCUCAUGCUUCACUGAAUUCGGAUGGAGUAGUUUCACAGGAUACCCCACGGCCAUGCACUCAGUCUCCUCAUUCCGAGUCAGUUUAUGGAGGAUACCACUCCAGCAUUGCCGAAGUGUACAUUCAUUUUAGAUCUCUAAAAGUAUAUACAUAUCUCUACUCUGAUGUUCCUAGAGGUUUUAAUCCUCGGUGAAGGCA